Messenger RNA from Durusdinium trenchii, 864 nucleotides. Lineage: Eukaryota; Dinophyceae; Suessiales; Symbiodiniaceae. The record is from the annotation of a GenBank genome assembly.
UACAGUUAACGUGAGUCAACGUGAUUAGCCUAGCCUCACCAUGGCUGCGCCCCGUGUGCCCUCUAUCUCCUCUGAAGUUUCGGCGGCCAUCCAAAGGGCUUUGAGACCAGGCGCCAGUCCCUUUGCCCGUCUUGGGCUUCCAGACGCGCUUUGCGAGACCUCAGUGCUGAGAAGGGCAUAUCGCACGGCAGCAUUGUUGAUACACCCUGACAAAUGUGCCCAUCCUGAAGCCAAAAUGGCCUUCCAGAAGCUCUCAGAAGCAUUUGAUGUCUUAAGUGGGCCCGAAGGACAGCAGCAACAAUUAGAUGGGCCCAAAGGGGGCUAUCCAGGGCGCCCAUAUGAACGCGGAGGCCGCUAUGACAGGCCUGCACCACCUGGAUGUUGGGGAGAGUGUGAGGAAGAUGUCGAUGGACAGGGGCAAAGAGGCGGGAAGUCUUGGUGGGACGCAGGCUUCUCAGACUUCGAGAAGCGCUUGAGGGCUCGAGAAGCUGACCAGUUGCGUAAGGAGGCCAUGGAGUCUGCCUUGCAGCGCGGAGAAGAUUCCUUAGAUGCCUUCAUGUCUGUCUUGGAGGCUGAGCUCGACCCCAAAGCGGAAGAAAGGAACGAAGGAAGAGACCGAAGGGAUGAAGCACGGGCCUCAAGGGGCACCAAGCGACCUUCUGCUGCCUCCGGAAUACCAAAGCCAGGCACCCGUCAGAAUGUGCCAUCCUUCUCCAUGGGAAGAAAGCCUUUCCGUGGACCUGCCAUGCCAGCAUCGGUGAGCUCGUCGUGUAGUUCUGCCUCAACUUCAAUGGCAGAUGUCUUGCUGAGCCAUCUUGACUCCGAUGGCUCCGAGCUUUCUGAUUGAUGAAACUGCAGAGUGAA